Ochotona curzoniae (black-lipped pika) is the source of this 1963-nucleotide messenger RNA. RefSeq names its product integrator complex subunit 14 (gene INTS14). The transcript is spliced from 12 exons. NCBI's taxonomy places the organism in Eukaryota, Metazoa, Chordata, Mammalia, Lagomorpha, Ochotonidae. The coding region runs from base 304 to 1860 and encodes 518 amino acids. The record is from RefSeq and is a predicted model, not a curated record. Gene Ontology annotation, biological process: snRNA 3'-end processing. Gene Ontology annotation, cellular component: integrator complex.
AUGGGCUCCGGGCCCGCACUGCCGGCUGGGGCUGUGGGUGUGAAGGAGGCCGGGGUGCAGGCGCCAGCACCCGGCUGGCUCGCCGUGCCCUGAGGGCCAGCUCCCGGGUUGGAGAGCGCGGGGCCUGCCGCCGGCUUCCCAUCACACCCGGAGCCUGCAGCGGGGUCUCCAGUUCCGCGUGACACGAGUCCGCCCGCCCCACCCCGUGUUCCCGUGCUGGACUUCCAGAUCGCAACAGUGUUGCAUUGAUUUCCGAGGACUGUGUUCGCAUCCCGGUUGGACACGCGGGAAUCCUCUGUCACCAUGCCGACAGUGGUAGUAAUGGACGUCUCUCUCUCCAUGACCCGGCCCGUGUCCAUCGAGGGCUCCGAGGAGUACCAGCGGAAGCACCUAGCAGCCCAUGGCUUGACGAUGCUGUUUGAGCACAUGGCCACAAAUUACAAGCUUGAAUUCACGGCCUUGGUGGUGUUUUCGUCCCUCUGGGAGCUGAUGGUCCCCUUCACGCGAGACUAUAACACCCUACAGGAAGCGCUAAGUAAUAUGGAUGAUUAUGACAAAACCUGUUUGGAGUCUGCCUUGGUUGGUGUGUGCAACAUCGUCCAGCAAGAGUGGGGUGGUGCGAUUCCUUGCCAGGUUGUCCUGGUGACGGAUGGCUGUCUUGGCAUUGGUAGAGGGUCGUUGCGGCAUUCCCUAGCUACCCACAAUCAAAGAAGUGAAAGCAACAGGUUCCCACUACCUUUUCCUUUCCCAUCGAAGUUGUACAUCAUGUGCAUGGCAAAUCUGGAGGAGCUUCAGAGCACGGAUUCUUUGGAAUGCCUCGAACGUCUCAUCGAUUUAAACAAUGGUGAAGGGCAAAUUUUCACCAUUGAUGGCCCCUUGUGCUUAAAAAAUGUACAGUCUAUGUUUGGAAAACUGAUAGAUCUGGCAUAUACACCUUUCCAUGCUGUUCUCAAGUGUGGCCACCUGACAGCGGAUGUGCAGGUUUUCCCCAGGCCAGAGCCUUUUGUUAUAGAUGAAGAAAUUGAUCCUAUACCGAAAGUCAUUAAUACAGAUUUGGAAAUAGUGGGAUUUAUUGAUAUAGCUGAUAUUUCAAGUCCCCCUGUUCUGUCCAGACAUUUAGUGUUACCCAUAGCACUUAACAAAGAGGGUGAUGAGGUGGGUCCUGGCAUCGCUGACGACAACGAAGAUGAAAAUUCAGCCAACCAGAUUGCAGGCAAAAUACCCAACUUCUGUGUCCUGCUCCAUGGGAGCCUCAAAGUGGAAGGAAUGGUGGCGAUUGUUCAAUUAGGUCCUGAAUGGCAUGGAAUGCUCUACUCCCAAGCUGACAGCAAGAAGAAAUCAAACCUCAUGAUGUCUCUUUUUGAGCCUGGCCCAGAACCUCUCCCGUGGCUAGGGAAGAUGGCACAGCUGGGUCCUAUUUCAGAUGCGAAAGAAAACCCAUAUGGUGAAGAUGACAACAAGAGCCCAUUCCCCCUGCAGCCCAAAAACAAGCGCAGUUACGCCCAGAACGUGACCGUCUGGAUCAAACCAAGUGGCCUGCAGACAGAUGUACAGAAGAUUUUAAGAAAUGCAAGGAAACUACCUGAGAAAACACAGACAUUCUACAAGGAGCUGAACCGUUUACGAAAGGCCGCUCUGGCCUUCGGAUUCCUGGACCUGCUCAAGGGGGUGGCUGACAUGCUGGAGAGGGAGUGCACGCUGCUGCCCGACACGGCCCACCCCGACGCUGCCUUCCAGCUGACCCAUGCUGCCCAGCAGCUCAAGCUGGCCAGCACGGGCACCUCCGAGUACGCUGCCUAUGACCACAACAUCACACCUCUGCACACAGACUUCUCUGGGAGCAGCACUGAAAGGAUGUAAAGCUGGCCUUUUGAAGCCAACUUUUUUCCUAUCAGUUGAAAAUGAGUAAAAACCAUUCCAGGAUGGUCACCCCUAAAACAGCCACCCAGGAGCCUCUCUAAGA